CCCUCCCACCUAUGCAGCCAUAUACCCAAAAUUGGACCCAAGUAACAGAGUUUGUCAUGGUGGGCUUUGCUGGGGUGCAAGAGGCACGCCUCCUUUUCUUUGUGCUUUUCCUCACCAUGUACCUGUUCACCUUGGCAGAGAACUUGGCCAUCAUAUUAGUGGUGGGCCUUGACCACCRGCUCCGGAGACCCAUGUAUUUCUUCCUGACACACUUGUCCUGCCUUGAAAUCUUGUACACUUCAGUCACGGUGCCCAAGAUGCUGGCUGGUUUUAUUGGGGUCGAGGGGGGCAAGUAUAUCUCCUAUGCUGGCUGCCUGUCCCAGCUUUUCAUCUUCACCUUCCUUGGGGCAACUGAGUGUUUCCUGCUGGCCGCCAUGGCCUAUGACCGCUAUGUGGCCAUCUGUAUGCCUCUCCGCUAUGGGUCCUUGGUGUCCUGGGGCACCUGCAUCCGUCUGGCMGCUGCUUGUUGGCUGGCAGGCUUCCUUACACCCAUUUUGCCCAUCUACCUCAUGUCUCAGCUGGCAUUUUGUGGCCCCAAUGUUGUGGACCACUUCUUCUGCGAUGCCUCACCCCUGCUGGCCUUGUCCUGCUCGGAUGUCACCCUGAAGGAGACGGUGGAUUUCCUGGUAUCUCUGGCUGUGCUCCUGGCCUCCUCUACCGUCAUCGCCGUGUCCUACGGCCACAUCGUCUGGACGCUGCUGCACAUCCGCUCGGCUGCUGAGCGCCGGAAGGCCUUCUCCACCUGUGCGGCUCACCUCACAGUGGUGGGCCUCUUCUAUGGCACUCUUUUCUUUAUGUAUGUCCGGACCAAAGUGGCCUCCUCCAUCAACUUCAACAAGGUGGUGUCCGUCUUCUACUCCAUCRUCACACCAAUGCUCAACCCCCUCAUCUACAGUCUUCGGAACAAGGAGGUGAAGGGAGCCCUGGGCCGAGCCUUUUCCCUCAAGUCCUGGAAGAGACAGUGAGGAGGCGGAUGGAAGAUACCCA
Molecule: messenger RNA, 987 nt
Organism: Urocitellus parryii (Arctic ground squirrel)
Lineage: Eukaryota; Metazoa; Chordata; Mammalia; Rodentia; Sciuridae
Gene: Or6q1
Product: olfactory receptor family 6 subfamily Q member 1
Biological process (GO): G protein-coupled receptor signaling pathway
Cellular component (GO): membrane
Molecular function (GO): olfactory receptor activity; G protein-coupled receptor activity
Source: RefSeq, a predicted model, not a curated record